AUGAAGGGCCUCAACCUGCUCUGCUGCUGCGUGGCCUCGCUCCUGCUCCUCGGCACCGCAGAGCCGCGUGCCCCCGGCACGGACCGUGCCGGCGGUGCUGCCGAAGGGCCCUUGCCGGCUGCAGAGCCCAGGCUGGAGGAGAAGGCAGCCGACGGCAGCCCUGAGGAGGACCAGGAUGGCGGCCCCACCAACGCCUCCUUGCCUGGCGCCGCCGAGGAGGGACAUGGAGAGGGGGAGGAAGAGCCGGCGGGCGGUCUGAGCAGGGACCUGGGGCCAGGGGAUGGACAGCCCGAGGAAACCGCCACGGAGAAGGGCCAGGAGGGGCUCGGAGAGACACAGGGCCCAAGGGAGGACGCCACGCUGGGCACCCCUGAGGCAGCACGUCAUGAAGGCAACCGCGGGCCUGGCCCACGAGAUGUCCUCCGUGCCCGGGAGGAUGAGGAGCCCGGCACCAAGAAAGGAGCCUCUGAGGAGCAAAGGCAGCCUGGGGAAGAGAAGAUGGAGGAGCCGAGAGCAGUGUCCGCACCCAAGGCAGGAAAGGAAGUGGGCAAGCAGAGCUCAGAGGAAAAUGAUGAGCAGGGAGAGUCUGAGGAAGAUGAACAUGGCAAGUCUGAGGAAGACGUGAGCGAGGAAGAGUCUGAGGAGGAAGGAGAGUCUAAGGAGGAGGAAGAGUCUGAGGAAGAUGGUGCCAGGCCAGCGGGGCUGGAGAACAGAGCUGAAGGGGGUGACAAGGAAGCAGUUAGUGCAUCCAGAAAAAAUGGUCGUGGCAAACCAGCAGCUGCCAGCCAGGGAGAAUCCAGGGAUGGGCCUGCCAGCUGCCAUCACCCACCCUGUGGGGACGCAGCAGGAGACCCGCCGGCAGCAGUGGAAGACCCAGCAGCAGCAGUGAAAAACCCCCCAGCAGCAAAAGACUCACCGGCAGCAAUGAAAAACCCCCCAACAGCAGAAGACCCACCAGCAGCGGUGAAAAACCCCCCAGCAGCGGUGAAAAACCCCCCAGCAGCAGAAGACCCGCCGGCAGCAGUGAAAAACCCCCCAGCAGCAGAAGACCCCCCUGCAGAGAAGCCAUCACUGGCAGAAGCAGAGAGCCCACCUGGCCACAGCACCCACCCAGCUGCCACCGAGCUCCGGCACAGCCAGAUAGAAGAGGUUGAAGAUGCCAGCGAGCCGACCAAGCGCGACCGGUCCCACUUGGAGAACACCCUCAAGCUGAAUGAGGACAAACCUGCUGACGAUUUCUCAGGAGUACUGCAGCGGCUGAGGAAGAUCUACCACUCCUCCAUCAAGCCCCUGGAGCAGUCCUACAGAUACAACGAGCUGAGGCAGCAUGAGAUCACAGCUUACCCCGGACGCACCCUGGGCUCCUCCGCCACAGAUGGGGAGAUCACUUCCAAGCCAAUGGUGCUAUUCCUGGGACCGUGGAGCGUCGGCAAAUCCUCCAUGAUAAACUACCUCCUCGGGCUGGACGACACUCCCUACCAACUCUACACAGGGGCAGAACCCACCACCUCCGAAUUCACUGUCAUCAUGCACGGCCCCAAGCUGAAGACCAUCGAGGGCAUCGUGAUGGCUGCUGACAGCGCCCGCUCCUUCUCACCCCUGGAGAAGUUUGGGCAGAACUUCUUGGAGAAGCUGAUAGGAAUCGAGGUGCCCCACAAACUGCUGGAGCGAGUCACCUUCGUGGACACGCCGGGCAUCAUUGAAAACCGCAAGCAGCAAGAACGAGGUUACCCGUUCAAUGACGUGUGCCAGUGGUUCAUUGACAGAGCCGAUCUCAUCUUCGUUGUCUUUGACCCUACCAAGCUGGACGUGGGCUUGGAGCUGGAGAUGCUGUUUCGCCAGCUGAAGGGCCGCGAGUCUCAGAUCCGAAUCAUCUUGAACAAAGCCGACAGCCUGGCUACCCAGGAGCUCAUGAGGGUCUACGGUGCCUUGUUCUGGAGCCUGGCUCCUCUCAUCAACGUCACAGAGCCACCCAGGGUGUACGUGAGCUCCUUCUGGCCCCAGGAGUACCAUCCGGAUACCCACAAAGACCUGUUCCUCAAAGAAGAGAUAUCGCUCCUGGAAGAUCUCAACCAGGUGAUUGAGAACAGGAUGGAAAAUAAGAUCGCCUUCAUACGCCAGCACGCCAUCCGGGUGCGCAUCCACGCCCUUUUGGUCGAUCGCUAUCUACAGACCUACAAGGACAAAAUGACCUUCUUUAGCGAUGGAGAACUGGUGUUCAGGGACAUUGUGGAAGAUCCUGACAAGUUCUUUAUCUUUAAGUCCAUUCUGGCAAAGACCAAUGUCAGCAAAUUUGACCUCCCCAACCGUGAGGCUUACAAGGACUUCUUUGGCAUCAACCCCAUCACCAGCUUUAAGCUGCUGUCUCAGCAGUGUUCCUACAUGGGAGGGUGUUUCCUAGAGAAGAUCGAGAAGGCCAUCACUCGCGAGCUUCCCGAUCUCUUGGGAAGCAUCGGCUUGGGGAAGAAGCCCAACGUUCUCUCCUGCGACAUCACUGGAUGUGGCGAAACCCCCAAAAAUCGCUACAGGAAACCCUAAGGUGUUCUGUAACACAACCGUCCACGUGUUCCUACCGGUGGUGAAUGAGCUUAUGUCUUAUCUGUCCAAGAAGCCGUGGUUUGUUAACCCUUUGAGUGCCGCACUGGCAAAGGCUACUGUACGAUGAGGACUUUUUGACAUCGAUGGCAGGGGAAGAUGGGUGGGCAUAAGAAAGAGAAUAAAAACUGUGAAUUCCUGAUAUUUUAUCUUUGUUCUUUUGAGUAGAAGGCAAUGUUUAAGCUGUAAGUAUGAGCAAUGCACGGGGAGCUAGAACUGUAGCUGCUUUUUCACUGGUGCCAAGAGUGCGUGAACAGGAAUUUCAGCCUCUGCAUCCCCAAAGCCGGCGGGAGAGCGCAGGGGAGAGUGGUGACACACUAGCCCGGGGCAUCACCGGCGCUGGGCAAGGAAAGAGAAGCCAGGUCCCAGCUGUUGUUUUCAGGCACAAGCAUCCUACAAAUCUCUGCAAAUAUUGAUCUUGUUUUUCUUUCCAAGACUUUUAGGUCGCCCAGUGAGUUCUCCUUUUGCGUGACAGUCAAGUUGAACUUCUGCAGCCUUCCCCUGGGUGUUUGCCUUAAGAAGGGGCUUUUGCAGGGGCAUUUGUAUUUCCAGACAGGUAGACAUGAAGGGAUUUGCAAGUCCAUGUCAGAGGAAGCAGUGGGUUGGAAAGGAGCUGAGCUGUGCCGGAGGAGGAAGGCCAGCACCCCAAACUGCACGGUCCCGCAAGGAGCUGCGAGCAGGUUUUCCUUGCCCUGCGCCAGCACAGGGACAGGGCACCUCGUCCCCAUGUGUGCCAUCAACUUCAAAAACUCAUGCUGGCAAGUCAAGCCUGUGGAUCAGCAGGGCUCCAAGGAUUAAGGGUUUGGCAGUUCGACCUUGUUCAAGUCCAUGUUGCUGUUUUCUCAGUCAAACCCCCAUGGUUUUGUGCUCUGUGGAGGGGGGCAGGAUCAGGGGGGGCACUAGCUGCAUCCUUUUUCCCAUCUGCUGAUCUGAUCUCCCCAGGAAAACCCAGGCAGGUUUUUCUGUCUUGCUCACCAAACUUCCCCCAUUUUAGCCAUGAUUUUGCUGGCUCGUCUCUGUGCAUCAGCGCUCAGUCCUGGGAGGAGAACAAGUAUUGCUUCAGAAACACCCGAGCAGGGUGAGAUUCCCUGUGGAGAGACGACCUUGAAACCCAGCAGUGAAAGCCGGGGACGCAGGGGUGGCCUCGUCCCUUGGCCCCCACGGCCAGCACGGCUGGCUGCCGAGCCGAGCACAAACCAGCCAAGAGGCAGAUGUUGCUCUGGAUGGACAUUGGCACCUUCGAGCCCACCCACGACCUGCUCGGUGUCCCUUCUCCUUCCUCCUGCCAAACGACCACAGCUAGUGCUGUUCUCCAGGAAACCUCCGGAGCAAAGGGACUUCCCUUUGACAGGGACAAGAAGAUGUGGAGGUGCUGGGUGAGACAAGAAAAAGGCAAAAGGAACAAAAGAGGGAAAGAGAAAGCUGGGAAUGGAAGGCUGUGUUGUGAUGGGGAAGGUGUGAAGGGUGAUGACUCUCAUCUCCACGUGCCCAGAGGGACGUGAGCUGGGGCAGAAGGUCUGUGGGAGCUCCACGUCCCUCAGCGCCGAGGCCAGGCACUGUGAGCAAGAGUUGCCCUCAAGUCCAGGUGAGUCUGGGGGGACACGGCCCCAGGCACUUCUGUGCUCCUUGCCUCUGCUUCGAGGCAGGACUCUACCUUUGGACUAAUGAAGGCGAGACCCAAAUCUACAUCCAAGCACGGGAAGGGGCACGGCUUGUGCAGAGGGCUUUCGCCCACAGCACAGAGGGGACCGGAGGUUCAAAUGAAGGCAAGCAGAGUGUCAGAGGAAGCAGCAGCUGGAACAGCUCGGAGAGAGGUGAUGUGCUCGUGAGUCAGCGCCGCGCAGUCUCAGACCUGCCCCAGAGCUGCUGCCCCCCUCCGCUGCUGUUCCUUCUUCUUUCUUGGACGUGACCCCGCUGCUCAUCGGCAUCCUCUCUGUCUCACCCACUCCUCCUCACCUCUCACCCUCCUCUGCCGGGCCCGUCUGCGUGGUUUUCUUACGAGCUAAUGGAAUAGAAACACCAACAGAAAUGCGCUAAUAUCGUCACUGUUCCUGCUGCCACACUGUCACUGUCACGGCAAGCAAAGGCCAUCAAACGUUUCUAUUUGCAAGCGCCGUAUCGCGCCAUCUCUUUCCUUGUUUCCCUGCACCCCCCCACAAAGCCCGUGGGCUCUGGGGGUGCCCAGGGAAGGGCCCCCCAUCCCAGGACAGCGCUCUGACUCUCCCUUACACCCUUGAACCUGAAGGCACAGUCGCUCUGCCCCCAGGCCGCCCCCAUCGUUCUCCCCACCCCUUCUCUGUUUCCCUUUUCUUCUGCAUUAUCCUCCCGCACUCGUUGCCUCCUCUCCUCCCUUUCUCUUUCCUUCAGCACUCGCACGCCCUGUGCAAAGCCCUGGUGCCCCAUGUCCUGGAUGGGGCUCCUCUGUGACAGCCCAAACCCCUUUUCUCUCCCCCAGUAUCGUACAUUAGGUUUCUCCUCCCAGAGCGAUGGCAGCAGUGGUCUGAGGCUGGGGCUGUUUUCCGCUCCCUGUGACGCACACUGACUCGGCUCCGUGCUGGCUCGGGGAGACACCGACACCGAGAUGUUUUCUCUCCUGCGGAUCCAAGUGGCUGUCUGUCCCAAGAGGAUUGCAGUCCUCAGCCCAGCUCUCUCCAAGCUUUCUUAGGAGAGCUCUGGGAAGUUGUGAGUGGAAAUGGGAAGCAGAGAGGCCUUUUAAUUUUGCCAAGAAACCCCAAGGCCCUGCACCCGCAGCACGGGGUGUGUGAGGAGUGAGCAUCUCGCCUGAGAGCAUCACAGGAGGGAGGGAGCCGGGACACAGGCCCACGUAGAUGCCCAUGAUAGUGUGCAUUGGGAUAAAACUGUCAGUUUGAACAUCAGCCUGUGUAAUAAAACCUGGUAUUUUCCAAACA
Molecule: messenger RNA, 5504 nt
Organism: Tyto alba (common barn owl)
Lineage: Eukaryota; Metazoa; Chordata; Aves; Strigiformes; Tytonidae
Gene: SRL
Product: sarcalumenin
Exons: 8
Coding region: 1-2538 (845 amino acids)
Molecular function (GO): GTP binding
Source: RefSeq, a predicted model, not a curated record